CAUAGCAACACAGAAUUAAACAUACAAGAUGAGUACCUCCAACUGUAGAUACUAUGAAAACAAAUACCCAGAGGUGGAUGAGGUCGUUAUGGUUAACGUCCAAGAAAUCGCUGAAAUGGGUGCCUACGUUAAGUUGUUAGAAUAUGACAACAUUGAAGGUAUGGUUUUAUUAUCUGAAUUAUCUAGAAGACGUAUUAGAUCUAUUCAAAAAUUGAUCCGUGUGGGUAAGAACGAAGUUGCCGUGGUGUUGAGAGUUGAUAAGGAAAAGGGUUACAUUGAUUUGUCUAAGAGAAGAGUUUCAGCAGAAGAUAUUGUCAAGUGUGACGAAAGAUAUAACAAGUCCAAAGCUGUACACUCUAUUUUGAGACAUUGUGCUGAAAAGUUCUCCAUCUCUUUGGAAAGCUUAUACCAAACUAUUGGUUGGCCUUUAAGCAGAAAGUAUGGUCAUGCUUACGAUGCCUUCAAAUUAUCCAUCACAGACCCAACUAUCUUCGAUGGGGUUGAUGCUCCAAACAAGGAUGUUUUUGAAGAGUUGAAGUUGUAUAUUUCCAAGAGAUUGACUCCACAACCUAUCAAGAUCAGAGCUGAUAUCGAAGUAUCAUGUUUCAGUUACGAAGGUAUUGAUGCCAUUAAGAAGGCUUUGAAGGCUGCUGAAAAUGAAUCUACCGAUCAAAUGAUCAUCAAGGCUAAAUUGGUCGCCGCUCCAUUGUAUGUUAUCUCUACUCAAGCUUUGGAUAAGAACCAAGGUAUUGCUUUGUUAGAAAAGUCUAUCGCCAAGAUCACCGAAUCUAUUGAAGCCUCCGACGGUAUCUGUAAGGUCACUAUGGCUCCAAAGGCUGUUACUGCCACUGAAGAUGCCGAAUUGCAAGCUUUGUUGGAAAGAAAGGAAGCCGAAGAAAAGGAAUCUUCCGACGAAGAAGAAGAAGAUUAAAUUCUUUGAAACUCAUACACCACACUCUCAACCACCCACAUACACUUCCAAAUUGUAGUCUAGACUCUACUUAUGUAUAAUUAUAAUACACAUUUAGUGAACACGAAAAGGACAACGUAAAUAUCUAAAUAGAUAAUAGUCGGAAUUUGAUUUCAAAGGAAAGUUCAUAAAGCAUUCUAUCACAUACAAACUAACUAUAUAAUUAAAAUAUU
[Candida] anglica is the source of this 1143-nucleotide messenger RNA. Lineage: Eukaryota; Fungi; Ascomycota; Pichiomycetes; Serinales; Debaryomycetaceae. The record is from the annotation of a GenBank genome assembly.